This is a messenger RNA of Cucumis sativus (cucumber), 2473 nucleotides long. Its product is annotated as protein SNOWY COTYLEDON 3. Gene Ontology annotation, biological process: centrosome cycle; spindle assembly. The record is from RefSeq and is a predicted model, not a curated record. Gene Ontology annotation, molecular function: microtubule binding. Bases 228 to 2147 code for a protein of 639 amino acids. The transcript is spliced from 6 exons. NCBI's taxonomy places the organism in Eukaryota, Viridiplantae, Streptophyta, Magnoliopsida, Cucurbitales, Cucurbitaceae. Gene Ontology annotation, cellular component: cytoplasm; centrosome; nuclear microtubule.
CACUCCAUUCCUUAUAAUUCUCUCUCUAAUUACCGCCAUUAAUUCUCCGAAACCCACUCUCACUCACCAUCUUUCUCUCUCUUUUUCCACUUAUUAUUGUUCUUCUUGCACUUUCUUUUUACUCUCUCUUCUUGGAACAUAUAUCAUCGCUCUUGUUUAUGGCGGAAUCUUUGAAAUAUUGUUAGGGUUUUUGGAAUGGGAGGUGAAUUCAUUUCUGGAUUUCAGCAAUGGUAGCUGCUGUAUCAACGACGAUAAACUCCAAGACUGCCCCUCAGAAAGGGCCUCCUCCUCAUCUUCAUCCUACGCGACACAAUUCGAACAGGCUUCCUUUAUUUCCAUCUGAGUCCGACAAUGCAAUCCAUCCACGCAAGCCCAAAUCGCGGGAGGUUACUUCUCGAUUUAUGCCUCCAUCCAACUCAUCUUCCUCGCCCUUGCUUACGAAACGUUCUUCUUCUCCUUCACUCUCUAGAACUUCCAGUUUAGCUGCUACGCCGACGCAGGCUGCUUCGUCUCUCAAUAAGCGUUCUACAUCGGUGGACCGCAGGAGAGUUGGGACUCCUAGGCCUUACUCUCUUGAUUUCAGGACUGGGUUUGAUAAUGGUGGACUGGGGGAGAUGCCUGCCUCUCAGAAGUUAUUGCUUACUUCUACGAGAAGCUUAUCUGUUUCAUUCCAGGGUGAGUCUUUCUCUUUGCAAGUUAGUAAGGCGAAACCAGCUCCUUCACCAGGUGCCAGGAAGGGUACGCCUGAACGCAGGAAGUCGACGACGCCAGCGAGAGGAGGCGGUGUUGCGGACAAAGCAGAGAACUCAAAGCUAAUUGUAGAUCAGCAUAGAUGGCCAGCGAGGUUGCGGCAGGAAAAUUUGAUGACCAGGAGUUUGGAUUGUGAGGACAUGGCCGAGAGGAGGAGAGUUAGUGGUGGAUCUGUGAAUGUCAUUAGGCAGUUGCAGGAUUCAAAGGCUCAGGGUAGGGCUUCUUUUGAUGGGGUUUUGAGCUCGGAUUCUGUAACUGCGGGAAUGGAGAAAGCGGAUGAACUUGUUGUGGACGCAAAUUCAGAAAAUUUAUCUGAUCAUUCUAAUGUACUUUCGUCUGAUUCGGAUAGCGUCUCUUCAGGUAGCAAUUGCGGAACUCAAGAUUACAGUCCUAACGAAGGACAGGGGCAGCGUGGACCUCGAGGAAUUGUAGUGCCAGCAAGAUUUUGGCAGGAGACAAACAACAGGUUGCGGCGCCAGCCGGAAAACGGCUCGCCUUUGUCAAAAAACGUUGGGGCAAGAAGUUUAGCUCCUUCAAAGCUUACCGUGACAAAGAAGUUUGCAAUGGAUAGUCCUACAUCAACUCCACGGGAAAUUGCCAACAGUAGAGGUCAAUUGUCUCCCAUUCGCGGUUCACUUAGGCCUAUGUCACCAAGUAGGCUGUUAGCAUCGUCCACAGGACCUCGGUUGAGGAAUUCUGUGGGGAGUACACCUCUUAAUAGUUUGAACAGCAUUCCAUUAUCAAUGACAAGUUUUGUUGCUGAUGCCCGAAGGGGGAAGAUUGCGGAGAACCGAAUUGUAGAUGCACACUCAUUGAGGCUUUUACAUAAUCGGCUACUGCAAUGGCGUUUUGCCAAUGCCCGAGCAGAUGCUGCACAAUCCGGCCUCAGUUUGAAUGCAGAGAGAAGCCUCUAUAACGCUUGGCUGAGUACUUCAAAGCUGCGUGAAUCUGUUAGAACAAAAAGAUCAGAGUUACAGUUACUCAAGCAAAAACUAACGUUAACCACCAUCCUCAGCUGGCAAAUGUUGCAUUUGGAAGAAUGGGAUGAACUGGAUCAAGACUUUUCCAACAGUUUAUCAGGUGUUACCGAAGCUUUGAGGGCUAGCACCCUUCGCCUGCCAGUUGUUGGAUCGGCAAAGGCGGAUGUCCAAGGUAUUAAGGACGCCAUUUCCUCUGCCGUUGAUGUGCUGCAGACAAUGGCAUCAUCCAUUUGUUUUCUAUUAUCAAAGGUUGGAAAAGUAAACUCUCUUGUUUCUGAGCUUGCGAAUGUGAGUGCAAAGGAAUGUGCUUUGCUUGAGCGGGUAAAAUGUCUGUUGUCUGCAAUUGCCGUACUACAGGUGAAAGAGUGUAGUCUGCGUACGCAAAUUUUACAGCGGAGAUACGUACCUUCAACCUGACAACUUCUUACAUGUAAAAGCUGUUGACUGUCACAAAGCUAACAUUAUAGCAGAAGAUCAAACUCUUUCCUUUUUUUUGGAAGCAAUAAGGACAUCUGGAUGCUUGUGGUUUUCUGAAGCAGAUGAGUGUCCACAUAUUUGAUUUGGGUUUUGUUUGUUUAGAGGAAAAUUGUAAGUAUUGUGCAUGUGCGUGUAUAGGUAGCAGAGAUUGUCCUUAAUGUCAAAUUAAUUUGUGUACAGUCCAUUCAUUACAGACCAGAGGUUUUCAUUUAUAAAAUAUGAAUUGGUGUGUUCUUUUACAAGUAAUGUCUAGUCUGGUUUCUUCA